AUGGGUAGUUUGGUGGUGGUCACCAGCCUGAAGAUGCCGGGGAUAAAGAUUGAUCCACCUUCCCCAGAACAACAUCUUCAUUUGACAACACCUCUAAAUACCCUACAUCCUGCAAUCUCGAGCGAAGAGGAUAAGAUCAUCAUGAGUAAUCAAGCAACAGAAGAUCGGGUUUUAUUGUCAUGUCCAUUCUGUGAAUUUGAGGAUUACGACUCGGAAUUUCUCAAUCAGCACGUGGCUUAUUGUCAUCCCGAAGACCCAAACACCUUAUCCCAGUCCUCACAUACACGUCGGAACUGGACGACACCGCAGGAAGAUUUGCAAGCAACACAGACAAGCGAACCUUUGGUCGUUGUAGAUAACACCGAUGAUCUCUAUAUCCCUUGCCCUCACGGCUGUGGCGAGGAUGUCGCCAAGACUGAAUUACAGCUGCAUCUGGAUUUGCAUGUGGCAGAGUCAGUAGCCCUAGAUGAAACUGGCGAUCUUCAUCUACAGUCUGUGGAUUAUGAAAGUCAAAAUGCGGCAAGACUGAAAGUGGUUGACGAUACACACGAUGAUUUUGAUGAUGAUAAUGACGAUUCAGACCUACAUCAAGCCGAUGUGGUUGGACAUGGAAAAGAUAUCGUUCUCAAAGGAAAGAGCACAGAUAAUCGCCGGAGACAAAAGAAGGAUGUAUCAAAAUCAAGUCAACAUGGGCACAAGGGCGUCAGAAGAUUAGGGCGGAAAGAACUGGGCCCCUACGCCCACGAAAAACAAAUGCCUUCAUGGCUACAAAAGCUCCUGCUCUCUGGACACAUAGAAAACACACAAACGAGGAUCGGUCCCAAUGGUUCGCUCAUCAAGGAGAAAGAUCUUGCUGAAAACGAGACCUCGAAAGUCAUCCCAACGCUUAUUGAGUUGUGUCGACAUGAUGUCAGUAUCCAGAGGGCUUUUUUCUGUAGUCCCCGAGUUCGACAUAUCUUCAAGUUCAUGAGAGAAGGCGGAUUCUGCGGAUACAGGAAUAUACAGAUGCUGAUUUCGCAUAUUAUCGAUGCUCGUAUACCAGGUUAUGAGCUCUUUUCUGGGCGGAUACCCUCGAUACUGGAGUUGCAGGAUAUGAUUGAGCAAGCAUGGGAUAUGGGAUUCAAUAGUAGUGGACGUAUCGAGACUGGUGGUAUCAAAGGAACCAGAAAGUACAUUGGUACUCCAGAGGCUCAGGCUCUUUUUCAAAGUCUUGGAAUUAAAUGCAUCCCUGGUGCUUUCGCUUCUGCCCCUGGAUAUCGAGCUCACGAUAUGUUGCUGCAAGAUAUAGCAAACUACUUUCGAUCCGGCUGUCCGCCAGCACUCCUGGACAGCAACGAAAAGAUCUUGGAGACUAAUCUCCCGCCCAUAUACCUACAACAUCAAGGUCAUUCUUUGACCAUCAUCGGCUUUGAAAUCAACACUGCCGGAAGUGCCAAUCUGCUAAUUUUUGACCCAAUGUUCAGGACGUCACCGGCAGUUCAGCGUUUGAUUGGCAAGUUUGUGAGACCAUCAGAUACAUCUCGAAUAUUGAAAGCUUGGAGGAGGGGGCCACCGUAUUUGCAGAAGUACAAGGAGUUUGAGAUAUUGAAACUGGUUCCUGAGUGA
Talaromyces marneffei is the source of this 1605-nucleotide messenger RNA. RefSeq lists its product as uncharacterized. The record is from RefSeq and is a predicted model, not a curated record. Bases 1 to 1605 code for a protein of 534 amino acids. The transcript has 4 exons. Lineage: Eukaryota; Fungi; Ascomycota; Eurotiomycetes; Eurotiales; Trichocomaceae.